Guillardia theta CCMP2712 is the source of this 1119-nucleotide messenger RNA. RefSeq lists its product as hypothetical. The annotation marks the transcript as partial. The transcript has 2 exons. NCBI's taxonomy places the organism in Eukaryota, Cryptophyceae, Pyrenomonadales, Geminigeraceae. The record is from RefSeq and is a predicted model, not a curated record. Gene Ontology annotation, molecular function: protein binding.
AUGUCAGAUGAAUCGUUGAUUGAAGAAUUCCAAGAUUCUCCUCUCAGAGAUGUAGUAAAGCCUCCAGCAAUCAUCAAAACAUUACAACGAGAAAUCAAACGGUUGUGUGACGUUGCGGAAGUUCCACUGAUCAAGAAAUCACCGAAUCAGAGCAUUCAUCGACGUCAGGUAGAAACUGUUGAAACCUCUAGAAAGAAAUCAGAGGAACCGCUGCUCUUCAGAAAUACAUCAGGUUCCGACCCCGCUGCCAGCCCUCGAAGGUGGUUGUUCAAGAAAUAUUCUACUUCUCCUUAUGUUGUAAUUCCCCCUAACACUCUCGUAGUGAGAACUGGAAAUCGACUUGAGCUCAGUCUUUUGUCCGAUUUUUGUUACGGUCUCAGUUCGCAAAAUUCGAUUCAAUCCUUAGAUAUUUCUAACAAUUGGAUAACAAGUGAAGGAACAAGGAGGUAUUUUGCACAAGCCAUCAAGACUUGUACAUUUCUGCAAACUCUGAUCUUGGCCAAGAAUGAUAUCAGAUAUAGCGGCAUGAUAGCACUAAGUCAAUCUUUGAAGGAGCUCACUGGGUUGACACAUUUGUCUUUAGCAGACAAUCAAAUUGGCGAUGCUGGUGUGGAAGUAUUAGCCUUAUCUACCCCUGCAUUGUCAAUGCUCAAGUAUUUGGACUUGUCUCUAAACAAGAUCUCAUCCAAUGGAUUGUUACAAUGGAUUGUCAGUGACGUUGGAGCUCUUCCUAGCCUAACCUAUCUAGGUAUUGCGAGCAACUCUUUCCUCUUGGGUGGUUCACGUGCUCUCGUCAACAUCCUCACAGAAAGGAGGAGUACUUUGGUCGAACUUGACAUUGGCGGGCGUUGUGGAGCAUACAAUCGCAUAGGGAGUGAAGGUAUCAAAGCUUUGAUGGCUGGGUUCUUCUGGACACCUUUGACGACGUUGGAUCUGAGUAACAAUGAUUUGGGUUCGGAUGGGAUCAAGUCGUUUGCUACAGCCUUCUCGAUCCACACCACUCUAUUGAGCUUGAAUCUAAAAGGGAACCACAUGGGGUUUCAUGGCAUGAGGUCUUUGGUGGGGAUGCUGGUGAAGCACAGCAGAUUGACUAGAUUGGACGUUUCAGAUAAUAAUCUU